UCUAGGCAAGACUGAAGCUUUGAAUCAAUUUCGUGGACUGUUCUUUCUGCCUGAUCGGUUAUGUCAGAAUGACUCAGAAAGGAGGGAUUGAUGUGAAUGUUGAGUGGAAUGAUGUCCCUGAAUUCGACCAAGGUUACGAUUCUGAUGGUGAAAAUCGACGUGAGCGUAACGACUUCAACAUUGAGAAAGAUGUUGGUGAAUUUGUAGAUGAACCUUCAGUCAGACACAACGAGUAUCCGGAGACAUAAGAUGAUGAAGAAGAAGAAGGACAAGAAACUCAGAGGACAAUGUAUAGGCGCAGCGAUAUUAGGAGAGGCGAUGGUGACUUGUAUGAAGGACAAGUAUUCAUCAGUGGUAUUGCGUUCAAGGAAGCUGUGGUAGACUAUGCUCUGAAAUCUGGCCGAAACAUCAAACAAAACCGGUAUGAUAAGACGAAGCUGGAGUUUGUCUGUUCGGGGAAAGGCUGUAGUUGGCGCAUAUACUGCUCAUCUUCGGGAAAGUCUCCUAACAAGUGGCAAGUGAAGAUAUUGAAGGAAGCUCAUAGUUGUGUUCCCACUGGUACAUGUGAGCUGCUGAAAGUUCCGGUGAUUGCACGGCUGUUUGUUGACAAGAUUCGAGAAGAACCCGAAUACUUCAUGCCAAUGAAGAUUGAGGAGUUAGUGAUGGAGAAAUGGAAGCUUACUGUGACAAGGCCUCAAUGUCAACAUGCUAGGAACAAAGCAUUAAGGUGGAUUGAACGAGAGUAUGAUGAGCAGUUUAGUCGCCUUCGUGAUUAUUGCUCAGAGAUAAAGGUGUCAAAUGAGAACUCGUCAGUUGAGUUAGAUUGUGUGAAAAACAAGGAAGGAUUUGAUGUGUUCAACAGAUUUUAUGUCUGUUUCGACGUCCCUGACGAAGCUCCACUUUUGUUGCUCAUUUUCGAUUUUCACCAGCUGAAGGAGAGAGUUCUGGGUUCGUUUUUAGGGUUCGUAUAAUUGGGGGUUUUUAAAACUGGAUUCCAACCGGGUUAAAAUAGCAUCUCUGGUCGGGUUAUUUUAUGUUUUUCGGUUUGGUUACCUCUUCUGAACCACUAAAUUGAUGAAUAACCGAAGCCAUGUGGGUUCGGGUUUCGAAC
Molecule: messenger RNA, 1111 nt
Organism: Brassica napus (rape)
Lineage: Eukaryota; Viridiplantae; Streptophyta; Magnoliopsida; Brassicales; Brassicaceae
Exons: 2
Coding region: 288-971 (227 amino acids)
Source: RefSeq, a predicted model, not a curated record